UUAAAAACGUGUUUGGCGCGGGAAGCCUUUAGACUACUUUUGCCUAAUCCAGCAAUCUUCAAAGUGCGACGAAGGGUUUGGGUGAACGCUGAAAACAUGAAAUCUUUAACUUUCAGUCUUUCAAAUUCACUCCAACCCUUCUUUUCUCUCUGAUCUUUUUUCCUCCACCCUCAAAAUCCUACCACAGCUAGCUAAUGAGUUCGCUGCGGUUUCAGUUACCUAAUAGUCUCAACUUGUUCUUCAUCAUUUUUGCAAUCUUAUGGACUUAUCAUGAGGCAGCAAGGGACACACUGAAACUAGGGGACACUCUCAAUUCAUCAAGUUCCUUGGUUUCUGCAAAGGGAAAGUUCACUAUGCGUUUCUAUGUAAAUGAUGAAAACUCCAACUCCAGCUACCUAGCUACAUGGCAGAGGGGAAGUAGUAAUCACGCAUGGAUUGCCAACCGAUACACACCAGUAUUAUACCCUUCUGGAGUUCUAACAUUGGACAUGAAUAAAACAUUAAAAAUUAUGCACAAAGGUGGUGAUCCUGUGGUGCUUUUCCGGGCUUCUGAAACUAACAGUAUUCACAGUACUAGUGGUGUUGUGGCUACUCUGUUGGAUUCUGGAAAUUUUAUUGUGCAAGAACUGAACUCUGAUGGAACAAUGAGGCAGGUACUGUGGCAAAGUUUUGAUUAUCCUACAGACACCCUUUUGCCAGGCAUGAGAGUAGGAGUUAAUCAUAGAACUGGCCACAUUUGGUUGGUUUCUUCAUGGUCAAGUGAGGACCAACCCGCACCAGGGCCUUUCACCCUUGAUUGGGACCCUAGUGGACGUGAACUGAAAAUAAAGCGACGUGCGGUGGUUUAUUGGACCAGUGGAAUCUUUAGAGAUGGGCAAUUCGAAUUUAUGAAACCUAAUGAUGAAUUGGGUACUCUCAGGUAUAAGUUUAGCAUUGUUUCGAAUGAGAAUGAAGACUGCUUCACUUACACUAGUGCUAGUGUCAAUCAAAGUGACGGACCACAAUGGGUGCUAAACAUCUUUGGGCGACUCCUUGAUUUAAAUGGAAAUGUUAUUGCACCAGCAGAUCAGUGUUAUGGCUUUAACACCAAUGGAGGGUGCCAGAGACGGGACUAUCCCAGUUGCAGGCAUAUUGGUGACACAUUUGUUGAAACGAAUGGUUUCUUCAGAUCACUCACAUCAAAUAUGACAACGAAGCAUGAUUCAAAUACAAGUCUCACUCUUAAUGAUUGUAAGGCAGCUUGUUGGGAGGAUUGUGACUGUCUUGGAUUCAUCACUCUCUUAAAAAAUCAGACUGGAUGUAAAUUUUGGGUCGGAAACUGGACCUUUAGUUCACGUGACCUCUUUGGUUAUGCUAAUCCAAGAAUUUUUGUCCUAUCUGGAUUAUCUCGCAAUGAUACAAACAGGGCAGAUACAAACAGUGCAGAUACAACCAACGAAGAAUCAGAUACUAACAGUUGGAUAUGGAUUGGUACUUCCAUUGCUGCUGCUCUGUUAUUAAUGGUGCUUUGCAUCUUGUGUUAUCUCCUAAGAAGAAGAAAAUCCCUCCUUUCAGGGAAAUGCCAGCUAAAGAUUGAGAAUGAAUUGCUAGAUUUGGUGCAAUCUGAUAAAUCGCUUGAUGCUGAGGGGCUUCCUAGUGAUGGAAAGAUGGGACAUAAUGAUUUAAGUGCAUAUACUUAUGCAUCUGUCUUGGCUGCUACAAGCAACUUUUCUGAUGAAAACAAACUUGGAGAGGGGGGAUUUGGACCUGUUUAUAGGGGGAAGUCGGGGACAGGAAGAGACAUAGCUGUGAAGAGACUUUCUAGAUGUUCAGGGCAAGGAACAUUAGAGUUUAAGAAUGAAUUGAUACUAAUAUCUGAACUCCAACAUACGAACCUUGUUCAACUUCUGGGAUUUUGCAUUCAUGGGGAAGAGAGGAUGUUGAUAUAUGAGUAUAUGCCAAACAAAAGCUUGGACUACUUCAUAUUCGAUACAACCAGACGGAUGCUAUUAGAUUGGAAUAAGCGUUUCAGUAUAAUAGAAGGAAUAGCUCAAGGAUUGCUUUAUUUGCACAAAUACUCCAGGGUGAGGGUAAUUCAUAGAGAUUUAAAAGCUAGUAACAUUCUACUUAAUGAAAACAUGAUUCCCAGAAUAUCUGACUUUGGUUUGGCAAGGAUUUUCAUGCAUGAUGAACCAGAAGCAAAUACUCAUAGGGUUGUCGGUACAUAUGGUUACAUGUCUCCUGAGUAUGCCAUGGAGGGAAUUUUCUCCACAAAAUCUGAUGUCUACAGUUUUGGUGUGCUAAUGCUUGAAAUCAUAAGUGGAAGGAAAAGCAGUAGUUUCAACGACAAUGAUCAUGUGUUGAAUAUAGCAUGGGAGUUGUGGAAACAAGGUCUUGGGUUACAAUUAAUGGAUCCAACACUGUGCAGCUCAUAUAUUGAAGAUCAAUUGUUGAGAUGCUUCCAUGUUGGUCUGCUUUGUGUGGAAGAAAAGGCAGUUGAUCGACCCACCAUGUCUGAUGUCAUAUCUAUGCUAACAAAUGAAGGCAUGUCACUACCUGCACCUACAAAACCAGCAUUUUGUACGGGAAAAAAAGUCUUUGGGGCUGGUAUAGAUGGAAAGGGAUCAGAAUCAGUAAAUGAUAUAUCGGAUUAUGAAGUUGAGGGACGUUAA
This is a messenger RNA of Rosa rugosa (rugosa rose), 2651 nucleotides long. Its product is annotated as G-type lectin S-receptor-like serine/threonine-protein kinase At1g67520. Gene Ontology annotation, molecular function: ATP binding; protein serine/threonine kinase activity. NCBI's taxonomy places the organism in Eukaryota, Viridiplantae, Streptophyta, Magnoliopsida, Rosales, Rosaceae. The record is from RefSeq and is a predicted model, not a curated record. Bases 195 to 2651 code for a protein of 818 amino acids. Gene Ontology annotation, biological process: protein phosphorylation. The transcript has 8 exons.